AUGGCUGAAACGGUUUUGGAAUUGGGCAUAGUGGUUCAUUCUGUAAUUAUUGGAAUUUCCUUGGGUGCUUCCGAAAGCCCAUCGACAAUAAGGCCUCUUGUAGCUGCCUUGAGAUUUCAUCAGUUCUUUGAAAGCAUAGGUCUUGGUGGAUGCAUUGUUCAGGAAAGAUUCAAAGCCCAAGCCAUGGUUGUCAUGGUGCUCUUUUUCUUCCUGACCACACCGGUUGGGAUGGCCUUGGGCAUUGGGAUAUCGUCGGUUUACGACGAGAAUAGCCCAACAGCUCUAAUCGUGAAAGGGGUCUUCAAUUCACCCUAA
Messenger RNA from Magnolia sinica, 315 nucleotides. Its product is annotated as zinc transporter 9-like. The record is from RefSeq and is a predicted model, not a curated record. Gene Ontology annotation, molecular function: zinc ion transmembrane transporter activity. Bases 1 to 315 code for a protein of 104 amino acids. Gene Ontology annotation, biological process: zinc ion transmembrane transport. The transcript has 3 exons. NCBI's taxonomy places the organism in Eukaryota, Viridiplantae, Streptophyta, Magnoliopsida, Magnoliales, Magnoliaceae. Gene Ontology annotation, cellular component: plasma membrane.